CUCUCUCUCCCUCCCUCCCUGCCCAGCGCCGGCUCUUCCCCUGUUGCUGUGAGGCGAGCGAGUGGGUGGGCGCCAUGGCCGCCUCGAAGCCCGUGGAGGCGCCCACGGGGGGCGGCGGCGGGGGCUCAGGGACGGGCCUCUCGCGGUGGCAGCUGGCCCUGGCGGUGGGGGCGCCGCUGCUGCUGGGUGCGGGGGCCUGGUACUGGUGGGGGCGGCGGAGGAGGGCGGCGCGGGGCAAGGGCGCCAGCGAGAGGAAGACCCCCGAAGGCCGCGCCAGCCCCGCCCCCGCAGACGCCUCGGCCACAGGGCACCCCAAUGGCCCCGGCGGGGACGAGAUGAGCCCUCUUGAUAGAGCCCAAGCAGCAAAGAACAAAGGCAACAAGUACUUUAAAGCUGGGAAGUAUGAGCAGGCUAUUCAGUGCUAUACCGAAGCAAUUGGCUUGUGUCCCCCUGAGAAAAAUUCUGACCUUUCUACCUUUUACCAGAACAGAGCUGCCGCAUAUGAACAACUGCAAAAAUGGAAAGAGGUGGCCCAAGACUGCACAAAGGCAGUUGAGCUUAAUCCCAGAUAUGUGAAAGCACUCUACAGGCGGGCAAAAGCACAUGAGAAACUUGACAAUAAGAAAGAGUGUUUAGAAGAUGUCACUGCAGUUUGUAUUUUAGAAGGCUUUCAAAAUCAGCAAAGUAUGCUACUAGCAGACAAAGUUCUUAAACUUCUUGGAAAAGAAAAAGCCAAAGAAAAAUACAAGAACCGGGAACCCUUGAUGCCUUCACCACAGUUUAUCAAAUCCUACUUCAGCUCUUUCACAGAUGACAUUAUUUCCCAACCGCUUCUUAAGGGAGAGAAAUCAGACGAGGAUAAGGAUAAAGAAGGAGAGGCUUCUGUAGUAAAAGAAAACUGUGGUUAUUUAAAAGCAAAGAAAUAUAUGGAUGAAGAAAAUUAUGACAAAAUAAUUAGUGAGUGCACUAAAGAAAUUGAAGCAAAAGGAAAAUAUAUGGCAGAAGCCUUGCUGUUACGAGCCACAUUCUAUCUACUCAUUGGAAAUGCAAAUGCUGCCAAACCUGAUCUGAACCAGGUUAUUGGUAUGGAAGAUGCCAAUGUAAAGCUGCGUGCUAAUGCCCUAAUCAAGCGAGGAAGUAUGUAUAUGCAACAACAGCAGCCUAUGCUCUCUACUCAAGAUUUUAAUAUGGCUGCUGAUAUUGAUCCUCAGAAUGCAGAUGUUUACCAUCACAGAGGGCAGCUAAAAAUUCUGCUUGAUCAAGUUGAAGAAGCUGUAGAAGACUUUGAUGAAUGUAUUCGUUUGCGACCAGAUUCUGCCUUGGCCCAAGCACAAAAAUGUUUUGCAUUGUACCGACAAGCCUACACUGGAAGUAAUUCUUUACAAGUACAAGCAGCAAUGAAAGGCUUUGAGGAUGUUAUUAAAAAAUUUCCAAGGUGUGCUGAAGGCUAUGCACUGUAUGCCCAGGCUUUAACAGAUCAACAGCAGUUUGGCAAAGCUGAUGAAAUGUAUGAUAAAUGUAUUGAUCUUGAGCCAGAUAAUGCUACUACAUAUGUUCAUAAAGGUUUACUUCAACUUCAAUGGAAGCAGGAUUUAGAUAAAGGUUUGGAACUUAUAAGCAAAGCCAUUGAAAUUGAUAACAAAUGUGACUUUGCAUAUGAAACCAUGGGGACAAUCGAAGUGCAAAGAGGCAAUCUGGAUAAAGCCAUUGAAAUGUUCAACAAAGCGAUUAACCUAGCCAAAUCUGAGACGGAAAUGGCUCACCUCUACUCACUCUGUGAUGCUGCCUAUGCCCAGACAGAAGUAGCAAAGAAAUAUGGAUUGAAACCACCAACAUUAUAGAAAAACAGUAGGAUGGAAAUGACCUUUUAAAAAGUAAAGCUGUCCAUUUCUACCUAGUCCUAAAGACACUGUUGCAGUGUGUUGAAUGGUGGAAAUUUGUUUUCUUUCCCCUCAGUUCAUGGUGAUGUAAUUAUCUGUUAAAUGUUUAGUUGUUGUGGGAGUGAUUGUUAAAGAAAGUAAGCAGUUUGUUUCCCUUGCAGCAGAUAAUUGUUAAAGGGAGAUAAAAACAGUUGCAAGGGGAUCAAAUAUGAUUUUGGCCAUGCAAAUAAAUACCUUUUUGACUCAUUCUUUCACUGUACUUGUGAAUGACUUAUUCUAUUUGCAGAGCUUGCAAUUCUUAUAAUUUUAAAUUAAUAGUGCUGUUAAAUUUUUAUAUGGAAUCAAUAAAUCUCUUGGUUUUGAUUUUAGUCCUGCGAAAUGAAAAUGUAAAUUGCAAAAUUGGUUAGUGCUAAGGGUUUUUAAGGCAAUAGUGGUUGAUGAUAUGGCUUGGAUAUGGCCUAUAUGCCAAAACACAACUUCCCCCUUCCCUUGAUUUGACUGUCAUUAUAGAACACUUGUUUCAGGAGAGUAAAAUUGUUGUUGCUUGGGUCCCACCAGAGACCUUGAAUGGCUCAGGUUGUUAUGCACCUCAGAAUUGCUGUUCUACGUUAAGUCUUUGGGGUGGGAUUUAGUUCACAGGGUCCAGCUUGUUUAGAAACCAUGCUCUUUAAAAAGUGUAUUUUUAUUGAUGCUGCACAAAAUCUCAAUUUACAACAGUUUCUCUAUAGCUGUUUUUUUAAAAGAUCUUCCUAUGCAUUAGAGAUGCUACUCUUAACCAGAUAUUGAGCUCUUCAUAGAAGCUACUGAAGCCAAUAAAGAACUUUUGAAGUUUCAUGUGCUAGGAAAUUUGUUGCAGAAUCUGUGUAAUUUAAUUUGGAUUUGCUUCUUAUUCCCAGUUCACAUAUGAAAAAUGUAUUAUUUUGCUGAAGAUAGUUGUCUUUUUUUCUAAUACAAAUACUGUACACUAACUUGGAGCGAGUCAAACAUCUAAAUGUUUAAUUUAUGCUCAGUGUGUAGUCAGUUGCUGCUUUUUAAAAAAGAACUGCGGUGAUAAAUGUUUUCUUUUGGGGAUUCAGAUUUUCUGUUCUGUUAUCCCCUUUGGAUUUUGUCUCCUCCCUCAACUGUCAUCAUGUAUUCAAAUGGGUUUUUAUUUGCAUGGCUCUGACACAUCUCCUGAAAGCAGUUAAGAAUUAAGCAUGUGCUGUCUAAUAACUAGCAUUCCAGAUCAUCACAGACUGUUGCCUGUUGUUCCAAUUUUUGAUCUGCACUGAAAGAAUGCAUAUGUUUGUUAUUUUUUGUAAAUGACUUACACAUGUAAAGUCACCAAAUAAAUAUUACAUUCAAAUCUCUCUUAUACAUA
Anolis sagrei ordinatus is the source of this 3240-nucleotide messenger RNA. RefSeq names its product translocase of outer mitochondrial membrane 70 (gene TOMM70). Gene Ontology annotation, biological process: protein insertion into mitochondrial inner membrane; protein import into mitochondrial matrix. NCBI's taxonomy places the organism in Eukaryota, Metazoa, Chordata, Lepidosauria, Squamata, Anolidae. Gene Ontology annotation, cellular component: mitochondrial outer membrane. Gene Ontology annotation, molecular function: protein binding; transmembrane protein transporter activity. The record is from RefSeq and is a predicted model, not a curated record.